Rosa chinensis is the source of this 2649-nucleotide messenger RNA. RefSeq lists its product as uncharacterized. Lineage: Eukaryota; Viridiplantae; Streptophyta; Magnoliopsida; Rosales; Rosaceae. Gene Ontology annotation, molecular function: translation initiation factor activity; mRNA binding. The record is from RefSeq and is a predicted model, not a curated record.
CUGAUUGGGAGUGUUUAACGAACAGUACGGACAAAAAAAAAAGGCGAGAGAGAAGCAGAGGCGCGCGAUCUCUAAGGUUCCUUCCGGCGGGUUUCUGAAGCUCUCCCCUCCUCUGCUUCUUCUUCUCCGAUACGUCGUCGUUUUGCUUCCCUCCGCAGCCGUCACCAUCAACAACCGCAGCUAAAGGGUUAGAAGAAUUUGAGGUUCGAUUUGAAGAGAGAGAGAGAGAGAGAGGGAGGGGAAGAGGAAAAUGUCGAAGAAGAAAGUGAGCGGAAACACGAUGACGCUCAAGGACUUUCACGGCGGUUCUAUUCCCUCCGAUCUCCCUCUCCCUUCUGCUCCCGGUGUAAUUGUUAGGGCUACGGAUCGGCCCGGUUACGACCGGCCGGCCGCUUGGGGAAACCCGAUGGGACGGCCCGAUCACCGUUCCCGGCCACAUACGUCUCCCGCCACCAGGCACUUUGAUGACAAGACUCCGUUUCUAGCGCACUCUGUGCACAUUGGGCGGAACUUUGAUGAGGAUGAACGCAAGCCACUGGAUGGUGUGUCGGUGCCGCGCCGGAUUAUAAGCGAUGACAGCAUUCGGGUGGCCCCAGCCCUUGCCGAGCCGAAACCGGUGUUUGCAUCCCCUGGGGGAUUAUCAGGCGUGCAGGGAUGGUGCGGCGCCGCAGUCCCCAGGGAAGCGGUGAGUUCUUACUCGGAGAGGGUUAGUGACGCGGUGGGGGUUAAUUCUCAGAGUGUAAGUGGUAAUGGUGGGCGUGGCGGUGGGAGUGGUGCUCAGCCAAAUGCGUGGGCAGUUAGGAAGGAGAUGGCGGGUGUUACUGAGCCGGUGCAAUCUGCAUGGUCCGGACAGAGUGCUGUUGUGAAGUUGGCUCAUGCUAGUGCACUUGAGAAGGUGUCUUCUGGUAGAUGGCAAUCAAAGCCUUCAAUCCAGUAUCAGGCGAAUAACAUCGAGGUUGCUAGGUCAGCUGAAACAGAGGGUGGUGUACAUUCCAAGGGUUAUGGUAGUGACGCUUACAAGAGGAUGGAUGUGAUGGUUGAGCGGCAAAACUAUGAUGCCACCUUGGCAAGACAAAUUGAAAGAGGUCUACAAAUGGAUGAUGGGAUUCAGAAUGUUAGGAAAGAGUUGCCGGAUUAUGAGAGGGCUAGGGGACCCAUCAUUUCAGAAGUAAAAGAAAGGAGCCCAAUGGUUCGGAAGGAGUUGCCUGAUUAUGAGAGGGCUAGGGCCCCCAUCAUUUCAGAAGUAAGAGAAAGGAAGCCAACUGUGUAUAGUAACAGGGUUCAACCUGCUCAGGCUGAUGGCAAAUAUGGUCAGACUGAAGUGCAGCCCUUUACUUCUUCAGAACACGUAGACCGCCCUAAGUUAAAGUUACUUCCAAGAACAAGGCCAGUGGACCAUUUGGAAGCUCCAGUUGGUGAUCAUGCACAGGAGUACCAGCACCCUGUUUAUGUUGAAACUGUCAAUGAAGUGUAUGGAAAUAUGAAUUCUACAAAACCUGGUUCAGCAGGCUCUGAGAGUGGGAAACUGGCCGUGGAGCGUCCAAAAUUGAAUUUAAAGCCCCGGUCUCAGCCUCUUGAACAAUUGGAUGCAAUUGCCGAAAGAGAGAGGAAUGGGUUAUUUGGUGGUGCUCGCCCACGAGAACUGGUUCUUAAGGAGCGAGGGGUUGACGAUGUUGUGAUCAACAAUGCUGACAUAGUUCAGCAUUCUGACAAGGUUGAGCAUCAUGUUGCCAGGGUUGAAAAUCAUGUUCCAAGGGCUGAACAUCUCUCUCCAAAGCCUGAUAGAGUUCCUGGGCAUUCCAAUCCUACUCGCCACCCUGAUAAAGCUGAGAAUCAUCCUUUUGAUCAGAGAACUGGAAAGAAAUUUGAUAGGAGGGAUAAUCAAGUUGAGAGAAUAGAUAUGCAGAGGAGGAAUUGGCGUAAUGAUGGGAGGAAGAACAACAGAGAGACUGAUAGGCAGCCGCAACAGUCAGAGAGGCCACCAUCACCAGAGACCUGGCGGAAGCCUGAACAGCCAAAACCAUCAUCUCCUGAUGGUGCUGGCCUGCAUCACGGAAAAGCAGCUUCAGCUCUUGAGCUUGCGCAAGCAUUUUCCAGAUCAGUCUCAGAUCCAAAAUUAAACGAUCGAAUUUCUGGCCAAAGGGGAAUUCCUAGCCGCGGUCAAAUACCUUUUUCACGGUUGAUGGGCCCAAGUCCAAGGCCUCAGAUAAAUGGUUACUAAGUGUAUGCAUGAUUUCCAUGGCCGUUUGGCAUCAAUUCGUGGUAUACAGAUUCGGAGUUUUACUGGCGAUUUUGUUCAGUUCAAGUAGCUGGGAUAGAAGCAAGCAAGCUGACAGAGUGCAUUCCCUAGCAAGUGAGUGCCUCCACCAGAUAUUUCCAGUUUCUUCGGAAUAAUUACUGCCAUACAAAACUGAUUGGAAUCUUCUAGCCUGAGUGGUGUCUUGUCUCUGCAACCCUCAUCUUAUCUAUGUUGUUCCUUUCAUAUUUUUUCUUUUUAAUCUUUUUUUGGGGUUCGCUUGUCACCAUUGUCAACUGUAUUUGCUCUCACCUUAAAGUGGAAGAAGUGCUCUAUUGCCUAUUUUAUUGAAGAAUGAAGCCAGUGUAGCAAGAGUUAAAUUAUAGAUUAUUUAUUUAAAGAGUCUUCUUUUA